AAAAAAAAAAAAAAGAAAAAAAGAAAAAGAAAAAGGGGAAAAAGGGUUUGUUUAUUCUGUGUAGUUGGAACCCUAGCACCUCGCACCAGUACUCUCUUUUGCGCGUAUCCACCGUUACAUCAUCACCGCCUCCGCCCUCUCCGAAUCUCUCAUCCCCCAGUUGAAUUGAGAGAGAUGGCGGAUCAGAAGCUGACGCGUAUCGCUAUAGUGAGCUCAGACAAGUGCAAGCCGAAAAAAUGUCGUCAGGAGUGCAAAAAGAGUUGCCCUGUUGUCAAAACAGGUAAACUUUGCAUUGAGGUGACUCCUGCAUCCAAAAUUGCUUUCAUCUCAGAGGAAUUGUGCAUUGGAUGUGGUAUCUGUGUGAAGAAAUGCCCAUUUGAAGCAAUCCAGAUUAUCAAUCUACCAAAAGACUUGGAUAAGGAUACGACUCAUCGUUAUGGUCCUAACACCUUCAAGUUGCAUAGAUUACCUGUUCCUCGACCUGGCCAAGUUCUUGGCUUGGUUGGUACUAAUGGAAUUGGAAAAUCGACUGCGCUUAAAGUGUUGGCUGGAAAACUUAAACCUAACUUGGGACGCUUUAAUAAUCCUCCUGACUGGCAGGAAAUUUUGACCUACUUCCGGGGAUCGGAGCUGCAAAAUUACUUCACUCGUAUUCUUGAAGAUAACUUGAAGGCAAUCAUCAAGCCCCAGUACGUUGAUCACAUCCCAAAAGCUGUUCAAGGCAAUGUUGGGCAAGUUCUUGAACAGAAAGAUGAAAGAGAUAUGAAAGGGGAACUUGGUGUCGAUCUUGAGUUGAAUCAGGUUAUGGACCGGAAUGUGGGAGAUUUAUCUGGUGGAGAGCUUCAGAGAUUUGCUAUAGCUGUUGUAGCCGUACAGAAUGCAGAGAUCUAUAUGUUUGAUGAGCCUUCGAGUUAUCUUGAUGUGAAACAGAGGCUCAAAGCUGCUCAAGUUAUUAGAUCCUUGCUUCGGCCUAAUAGCUACGUGAUUGUCGUGGAGCAUGAUCUGAGUGUGCUUGAUUAUUUAUCUGACUUCAUCUGCUGCCUUUAUGGAAAACCUGGUGUCUAUGGGGUGGUAACCCUUCCAUUCUCUGUCAGAGAAGGAAUUAAUAUAUUUCUGGCUGGAUUUGUCCCCACCGAGAAUCUAAGGUUUCGGGAUGAAUCUCUUACGUUUAAGGUUGCUGAGACUCCCCAAGAAAGUGCGGAGGAAAUUGAGACUUAUGCAAGAUACAAAUAUCCAACCAUGACUAAAACUCAGGGCAACUUCAAACUUAAGGUCAUGGAAGGUGAAUUCACAGAUUCCCAAAUAAUUGUGAUGCUUGGUGAAAAUGGGACAGGCAAAACGACAUUUAUAAGGAUGCUGGCUGGUCUUUUAAAGCCUGAUUCAGUAGAAGGAUCUGAUGUGGAAAUACCUGAGUUCAACGUCUCUUACAAGCCACAGAAAAUCAGUCCUAAAUUUCAGUCUACUGUUCGAAUGCUGUUACAUCAAAAAAUUCGUGACUCUUAUAUGCAUCCUCAGUUUGUAUCAGACGUGAUGAAGCCUCUGCUGAUUGAGCAAUUAAUGGAUCAAGAGGUUGUGAAUCUUUCUGGUGGAGAAUUGCAAAGAGUUGCCCUGACUCUUUGUCUUGGAAAGCCUGCUGACAUAUAUUUAAUAGAUGAACCUAGUGCAUAUCUCGACUCUGAGCAGCGUAUUGUUGCUUCAAAAGUCAUAAAGAGAUUUAUACUUCAUGCAAAAAAGACUGCAUUUGUUGUUGAGCAUGACUUUAUAAUGGCAACAUACCUUGCGGAUAGGGUGAUUGUGUACGAGGGGAAGCCAUCCAUAGAUUGUGUGGCCAACUCACCUCAAUCAUUGCUGACUGGAAUGAAUCUGUUCUUAUCUCACCUGGAUAUAACAUUCAGAAGAGAUCCAACAAAUUACCGUCCCAGAAUCAAUAAAUUGGACUCAACCAAGGACCGGGAGCAGAAGUCUGCUGGGUCUUAUUAUUAUUUGGAUGACUAAUGUGAUUGUUAACAGGCUACGAAUGCUCCUCAGUUAGUUUCACCAGCACCUGGACCUUAAGUGAAAGCUGCUACCUUGCCGUUGGUGCUGUCUGUACUGAAGAAAGUGUUUCUCAUUUUGGUUGUCGAAGUUGAGGGUUAAUUUGAUGAAUGGGGUCUGGUUUACAUGGUGAACCAAGUGUGGUUGCUGACGGCAUUAUGAACAUUAUCACCGGCUAUGGAUAAGCCUUGCUAGUUGGCUUCGAGCAGGAUGUUUUUGUUCACCAGUUUUGGCCGUUUUAGAUGAAUUGUAGCUGAGGAUGUCUUUUUGGUUCUUCGUUAUGAGCAUAUCAACCAUUAUACCUUAUUUUAUCAUUUGUUAUUGGCGGAAAAAUAUUGUUUACAUUUAUCAUAUGGAAAAGGACGAGGUGAGUUAUGUAAAUUUCUGUGUAUUGCUUUGGCAGUUUGAUUGUUGGCCGUCCAACUUUAUUAAGUGAGGGGAGAGUUUUAUGCUUAUAG
Molecule: messenger RNA, 2492 nt
Organism: Sesamum indicum (sesame)
Lineage: Eukaryota; Viridiplantae; Streptophyta; Magnoliopsida; Lamiales; Pedaliaceae
Gene: ABCE2
Product: RNAse l inhibitor protein 2
Molecular function (GO): ATP hydrolysis activity; ATP binding
Source: RefSeq, a predicted model, not a curated record